AUGAAGCCAUAUUCAACUGCUAGUCAAGUAUCAUCCCUCAUUCAACCAUGGCUUGCUGAUAAGCUUUCCUUCCGUGUUCCGCCUCCAAUGGCCUUGAUCAUCAUUGACAAGCGCUUUCCGGUGUCUGCCAAGCCGGGAGGAGCGACAGAUUGGGAAUGUGAUAAAGAAGGUGGCUACAUUCUCUUUCGUCGAUAUGAGGGGCUAAGCGAGUCUAACGCAGCGAGGUCGCCGGAGGUUAGCGAGGAUAGGAAGGCAAAAGAAGGAACGAGGGCGAGUUUGCAGGACCCGACGACGAUGUGGGAUGCCAAGAAAGCCAAGAUGGCCAAGAUGGCAACUCUAUCGACCUUGCCGCAUGUCCCCAUGCUUGAGCUGGAUCGGUGGGUAAAGAGAAACGGUCGAAGUCUUGUCUGA
This is a messenger RNA of Colletotrichum paranaense, 411 nucleotides long. RefSeq lists its product as uncharacterized. Lineage: Eukaryota; Fungi; Ascomycota; Sordariomycetes; Glomerellales; Glomerellaceae. The record is from RefSeq and is a predicted model, not a curated record. The coding region runs from base 1 to 411 and encodes 136 amino acids. The transcript has a single exon.